AUGACUGACGAUAAUUCAUUCAGAGUGAAGUUACGCAGCACUAAAGUGUUAGAGGGUCCAUUUCCAGAAGUCAACUUUGAGACUUUCCCCGGAAACCCACACGAUGCGUUUAAGCUGUGGUUCGAUGAAGCGCUUGAAGCUGGAGUCAGAGAGCCCCACGCCAUGACUGUUUCAACGGUUGACGAUCAGGGCUGGCCAGAUGCCCGCGUUCUUAUUCUGAAGAAUGUCGAUGCUCGCGGCUGGCAUUUUGCGAUAAAAGCUGACAGCCCUAAAGGAAAACAGCUUGCAGCAAAUAGCCAUGCUGCGCUGACUUUCUAUUGGCCCCAACUUGCUCGACAAGUGCGUUUACGUGGGAAAGCUAUUGAACUUCCUGAAGCGGAGUGUGUUCAGGACUACAACAGCCGCCCCCUUGCAUCAAAGAUCAGCGCAAUGGCCUCAAGACAGAGCGAAAUCCUUUUGAAUCAGGAGACUUUGAGACAAAGUGUUGUGGAGACUGAGGCUCACUUUUCAAAAGAUCCGUCUCUGGGUGCGAAAAAGUGGAAAGUAUAUGCUGUUACCCCUGAGGCUGUCGAGUUCUGGCAAGGAGAUGCUAGUCGGCUUCAUAAAAGACUCCAAUAUGUCUAUGAUGCGACCGAUAAUAAGUGGCAGAAACAUGGCCUUUGGCCGUGA
This is a messenger RNA of Penicillium macrosclerotiorum, 669 nucleotides long. RefSeq names its product pyridoxine/pyridoxamine 5'-phosphate oxidase. The coding region runs from base 1 to 669 and encodes 222 amino acids. The transcript has a single exon. The record is from RefSeq and is a predicted model, not a curated record. Gene Ontology annotation, biological process: pyridoxine biosynthetic process. NCBI's taxonomy places the organism in Eukaryota, Fungi, Ascomycota, Eurotiomycetes, Eurotiales, Aspergillaceae. Gene Ontology annotation, molecular function: FMN binding; pyridoxamine phosphate oxidase activity.